UGACCCAGUAUUAUUUUGGUUAUCUUCCUAUUUGUUAAUUUUCUCCUAUUUGUUUAUUUUUAUUAUAAACUUGCAUACCAGCCACACUCAAGCAAUUGGAAAAGUAUGCUUUUAACACUGAAUUUAAGAUAUAAAAUGUAUGAAUGUCUGAUGUCUAAUUUGUGUGUCUUUGCAGAAUAAACAGCUUUGAAGAUGGGGACUCCUGUGAUCCUUAAGAUCGUCUUGACUGAUGGCAGCUCUCAGAGGUUGACUCUUUCCCAUGGACUCCCUGCAUCCAUUGAUGACCUUAUGAUUGAAGUCAAGAAACAGUGUGGACUUCAGGGCAAUUUUCGACUUCAAUUUAUGGAUUCCUUGUUUGGAAAUGAGUUCCUCAACCUUACCUCAAUUUCAGAAGUAGAAGACAAAGGUACUCUUAGAGUCAUUGAUAUGCCAAUGCCCCCAACUUUGCCGUAUAAUAAUGAGAUGGGUUCUCCAGUCCUAAUACCCCAAGCAUUCAACCCUUUGUCUUCCUCUGUAAGUGACUCUUCGUCCCUCUCAGCUGAAUCUGUGGAUACAGAUGUACUGUCGUCGAGUGAGUCGAUGAGCUUGCGGUCUUCUUGGCCAGCUGUUUUUCAUGUGCCUAAGUUCUCCUAUGAUGCUGAAUUAAAACUUCAGCAGGCAAGUUUAGCCUAUAUUCGAAACGGCACUGUACUGAUUCCAGAUCCCAAGUUGAAGUCAGCCAUCCUUGAUGGUUUAGUACAGGAAAUUGUGCAGUAUAAAGUUUAUGUCAGUGAUAAGGAGAUGGAACAGGUAGCUCAGAGUCUUAUCAAGACACAUCCAUGUUUAACUGAGAAGGGGUCCUGCAGUGGAUGUGGCGGAUGUAAGACCAGUUUAAAAUAUAAACUAUCUAACUACCGCACACGCCUGAAAAAACUGGGUUGCCCAGAGGUAACAGUGAACUCUUUAAAAAACAAACCUGCAGGAAGAUGCAGUGCAGCCUUUGGUGUCAAAAAGGCAAAGAGAGCAGAGGUGAAUUUUUGCCCGACAUACCCAACAGCAGAAACUGAGGAGAGUCUUGAGGCUAUGCAGAAAGCUCUACUAUUAGAUGUAAAGAGGAACAACAGGGAGGUUGUGAAACUCAAGAUGGAAAAGACUUUUGCACACAGAAGACAUGAAGUAGUUCGUGAUGGACCAAUGGUGGAGGAUUUCAUGGCGAGGUGGCCUGCCCUAUUUGACGUCACUGAGAUCAACGCUGAAUUCAAGAGAAUCACCACCGUCCCACUUCAAUCCAAGUUCCUGUCUCAGCUGGAUCUCCACUCUGACAACCUGAUGAGGCUGUUCCAAAACAGAGGAGGACAGCUAGGGAAAAGGCUACAAAGAAUCAUUGCACAAAUGGCAGAUUGUGAUGAUGUAGAUACUGGACGAGAGUGUAUCAUUAAGGGAGUCUGUAUCUACAUGGGUGAAGAUCCAGAAAACCUUGUGCGGGAAUAUGUGGGCAUGGAUAAAGACGCCAUCAAUGAGGCUAUUGAAGACACCAUUGUUGGGAUUUUUGUUCUUAAAGAACAUGCUUCAAGUGAUGAACCAGAGGACAUUGGAAUCGUCCUUGAAGGCAUCAAGGUGUUGCAAUAUCUGGAUACGGUAGCAUUAGCUGUUGCUAUGCUGUUCGGACUGAUUUAUGCCUUAAACCUGAGUUACCCUGCUGACCUCCGGUACACCUUCGAGGUAGUCCAAAAGAUUUUCAUGGAACUGGAUGGAAGUAAACUUUCUAACAAAACACUGGCUCUAAAAAACCGGCUCUUUCAGUAAAAGGGUCAGGAUACACUGCCAGCAACAUUAGACCACAAGACAUUUGAAUUGUCGUCAAAGACAACUUUGGUAUUGUUAUACCAUUUGGACUGCUUUUAUAUUUUCUCUUGACUACUGUUUAAAAAUGGGUUGUUAACAUUUUCAUUUACUGGUCUGAGUCACCUUAAACCUCUGCAAUAUAUUGUAUUUGAUGCUUUGAAUACUCUCACAACUCCGUAUACAAGGUUAAGAGAUCUAUAUAUUUGUUCCUUAGUUAAAAACAAAUGUUUACGAAGUGUUGAUGUUUACUUUUUUCAUAAAGAUAUACUGUUAGCACAGUAAAAAUGGUGUAUGCAGGGUCAGAUGUAAACUGUCUAAUAAAGCACUGGCUCUAAAAAACAGGCACGUCAGAG
Messenger RNA from Micropterus dolomieu (smallmouth bass), 2177 nucleotides. RefSeq lists its product as uncharacterized. The transcript has 4 exons. The record is from RefSeq and is a predicted model, not a curated record. Bases 193 to 1785 code for a protein of 530 amino acids. NCBI's taxonomy places the organism in Eukaryota, Metazoa, Chordata, Actinopteri, Centrarchiformes, Centrarchidae.